AUGGCGACAAAUGACACCACCAGUGUUAAGAAUGGUCAUGUGAGCACAAUGACAUCAAACAAAAGAUCCUCGGAAUGCAACACAGCGGUAACAGAACUGGAACAGACAACCAAAGAUGCAAGCAGAACUGACAGCGUUGAAGUACCUGUAACCGAAAAUUCCACAAAGAGGAAACAGUUAUCUCCUCCAAAUGGUGGUUGGGGAUGGAUAAUCGUCUUCGGCAGUCUGAUUGCUCAUAUCAUUAUAUUUGGUAUUGAGAAGUCAUCUGGAAUUUUCUACUUAAAAUUUGAAGCAAGGUUCAAUAAAUCUGCUGCUGUUACAGCCUGGAUUACCACUCUUCCAGGAGUCUUUCGAAGCAUACUAGGUCCUUUAUGCGGUAUACUCAUCAACCGAUUCUCGUGCCGAUCUGUUACAUUAACUGGAGCAAUCAUUUUAGGAGUCAGCAUGGGUUUGACUGCCUUCACUUAUGAUCUAACACUUGCGGUCGUCAGUUAUUCCUUGUUGGGAGGUCUUGGUAUGUGCCUCGUUUACUCACCGGCUAUCAUUAUCGUCAAUCAGUAUUUUAGCACAAAGCGAGGAUUAGCGACGGGUAUUGCGACCUCCAGUCUUGCGGCAUUUCUUUUCCCGAACAUAAUCGAGUUCUUGUUCGAUUUUUAUGGAUUUCUUGGUGCUUUCCUAAUCUUAUCAGGAAUAACGUUGAAUCUUCUGGUUUGCGGGACUCUCUACCGACCACUUCCGUCAAAUGCAAAAUUUGAAAGACAAACUAUUUUAAAAAGAGAUGGACAAGUUUUGGAAACCAGAUGUAACAGUCAAGGGAACAAAAAUGAAAAAGACAAAGAGGACCACGGAUGCUGCUACAGAGUAUCUUGUUCCUUGAGAAACAGUGGAAAUACUCAGUGUAAUAUCAAGACGAUUGUAGCAGACUAUCGAUAUACAUCAUUCAUCAUCGCAGUUGGUCUUUUUUCUGCAGCUUUCCAAUCAGCAUUCGCAUUCCUCCCGGUAUAUGCGAAGGAAAUGAAUAUUGAAGAGUCAUCCACUGCCUUUAUAGUAUCCCUGACAAUUUUGUUUGACACAUUAGGCAGGUUAUUUUUCGGUGCAGUCCUUGAUAUGCGAUCAGUAAAACAUUACCGGGUCGUGAUAUACAACUGUGUAUUGCUGGCUUUAGGAAUUUUGUCAUUGAUUUUGCCCUUUUCAUCUGAAUACAUUAUACUCGCUGUAGUUUGUUCAGUAUACGGAUUUAUGAUGGGAUGCAUCAUUUCACAAAAGUCUGUAAUCAUUGUUGACAUUCUGGGCGUUAAUAAUUUAGCCUUGGCUUUUGGACUGUUACUUUUACUUCAAGGAGUUGGAUCAUCUGCUGGGCCAUCCAUUUCUGGUGUCAUAAAGGAUAUGAGUGGCAGUGCCAGCGGUGGGUUUUAUUUCGGCGGAAUUUGUACAAUUUUUGGAGCGGCAAUCUUCGCAACAGCGAAUCUUGUACAUCAUUUUAAAUAUUCGAAUAAGAUGUCCAAAGGAAGAUCACGUGUGUACACAAUCACCACAUGA
Messenger RNA from Ylistrum balloti, 1539 nucleotides. Its product is annotated as monocarboxylate transporter 12-like. NCBI's taxonomy places the organism in Eukaryota, Metazoa, Mollusca, Bivalvia, Pectinida, Pectinidae. The transcript is spliced from 6 exons. The coding region runs from base 1 to 1539 and encodes 512 amino acids. Gene Ontology annotation, molecular function: monocarboxylic acid transmembrane transporter activity. Gene Ontology annotation, biological process: transmembrane transport; monocarboxylic acid transport. The record is from RefSeq and is a predicted model, not a curated record.